Messenger RNA from Seminavis robusta, 1324 nucleotides. The record is from the annotation of a GenBank genome assembly. Lineage: Eukaryota; Bacillariophyta; Bacillariophyceae; Naviculales; Naviculaceae.
AGCUUGGCGGCGGCAAUGUCAUCUUGUCAUUGCCGUGUCGGUCCAUUAGUCUAGAUCUACUUCAAAGAUAGCUUUUGUCUACUACCGUAACACCAUGGAGUUUAACAAUGCGGUCGCUAAGGCGCACAAGAGCGGAGUGUUGUGGCUCGGCUUUAACGGAUUAUCUUCGUCUGAUUUCGAAACGAUAGCUCAAGCCCUCGACGCCACUGCCCAUCAAGAAGAAGAAGAGGACGGACGAGAGUAUCGCCCCCGCAAGUGCCGCCGUUUGGAGGGUGUGGCGGCAUUGGCCGCGUCAUUGCGUGGAGCCAAGGACAUCUGGAAAUUCAAUGUGGUGGGAAAUACAGCUAUUGGAGAUGAGGGAAUGCAGCAUCUGAGACUAUUGCCCCCCUGUAUUCGAGAUUUGGACCUCAGCGAUUGCGGCCUCAAGGUAGAGGGAAUCAAGACUGUCCUGGAGUACAUGAGAACCAAUACUAGUAUUACUCGUCUCAUCAUGUGGGGGAACGACACUGACAAGCUAAACGAAGCAAAAUGCUGGACGAAUUUACUCCAAGAAAAUGAUACCCUCGAAGAGUUGUGCAUUAAUCCUGGAGGAUGUACCAGCAUUCCACCUUCGGCUUGCGUGGGAUUGGCAUUUGGUCUACACAAGAACAAGCGCCUUCGAAUACUCACAUUGUCCAACAAUAUCGGAGACGAGGAGGACACAUUUUUGAAGCACAAGAGCGUACUCUUUGCCCGAUCAUUUUUACAAAACACAACGUUGGAGAAAAUAGAAUUUGGCAUUUGCCGUGAUAAAAUGGCUCUGUAUAUGUGGGAACAGACCUUGGAGAAAAAUCAAACCUUGUUGUCAGUUGGUGUUUAUACGAACAAGAUGGAGCAUUACUUGGAUCUCAACGCCGUCCAAGCCAGAAGGCUAUUCCAAGAGGAUUCCAACCAAGAGCAAUGGGAGAAUGCCGUCGUGCAGGCUGCCAAACGAACUACGAAACGUCAAGGAGACUUGACAGGUUUCCAUGCCCUGUACUACUUGCUGCGUAAUGAACCGGGCUUCCUGAUCUCCUUUAUGAAGCAGCACUAGUUUUGAUCAUCCAGGAGAGAAGAUAGUGCAUAUCAUUGAUGCACAAUGAGCCUGGCUUCUCUGAUGGGGUCCUCUCGUUGUUGCCCGUGCUUAUAGGCAUAUCAUUGAUGUCCAGAGAACCACUUGUUGACAGAGAAAGGAUUUCGAUUCUUUUUUGGAAGCUUAUGGUUUUUGCUUCCAAUCGUCUCAAAUGACGUACCAGUAGCUAGUUGUCGUUUCUACUACUAACUAGUAAUAAGUAUCUUUUCUCGC